Notechis scutatus (mainland tiger snake) is the source of this 1106-nucleotide messenger RNA. The record is from RefSeq and is a predicted model, not a curated record. NCBI's taxonomy places the organism in Eukaryota, Metazoa, Chordata, Lepidosauria, Squamata, Elapidae.
AUGGAGCUGCCUUCCUUCCAGAAGCUCAUCGCUGGGCCUUUUGCUGACUCUUUUCAGGUCAUUCGGAGACUGAGAGAAAGAGGGGAGCCCAUCAGGCUGUUUGGGGAAACCGAUUACGAUGCCUUUCAGCGAUUGCGAAAAAUAGAAAUCCUGGCUCCGGAAGUGAACAAGGGAUUGAGGAACGACUUGAAGGCGGCUUUGGAUAAGAUCGACCAGCAAUACCUGAACGAGAUUGUAGGGGGCCAGGAGCAAGGAGAGGAUGACGCGCAGAACGACCUCAAAGUCCACGAGGAGAACACGACCAUUGAAGAGCUAGAGGCAUUGGGAGAAUCCUUAGGUAGGGGUGAUGACCAUAAAGAUAUGGAUAUCAUCACUAAAUUCUUGAAGUUUCUUCUUGGAGUUUGGGCAAAGGACCUGAACGCGAGAGAAGAUUAUUUGAAACGGGGCGUCCAGGGGAAGCUGAACAGCGCGACCCAGAAGCAGACAGAGUCAUACCUGAGACCUCUCUUCAGAAAACUCCGGAAAAGGACUCUGCCUGCAGACAUCAAGGAAUCCAUCACAGAUAUUAUCAAGUUCAUGUUGCAAAGAGAAUACGUGAAGGCCAAUGACGCCUAUCUCCAGAUGGCAAUUGGGAACGCGCCUUGGCCGAUUGGCGUCACCAUGGUUGGCAUCCAUGCCCGUACUGGUCGUGAGAAGAUCUUCUCCAAGCACGUGGCCCACGUUUUGAACGACGAGACUCAGAGGAAAUACAUCCAGGGUUUGAAGAGGCUGAUGACCAUUUGCCAGAAGCACUUCUCCACCGAUCCGUCCAAAUGUGUGGAGUACAACGCCUUGUGACCACGCUGCAACCUUCUUUCUGCUCCUGGGGCCCAGGCAAGAUGGGAGAAGGGACAGACUCUGUGCGAACUUCGCCUCUGAAGCUUGGAAGAAACGGCUGAAGUCAAGUUUGGCCCCUGUGUUGGACUUCAACUCCCAGAAUUCCCCGACCAGCCGUGCAGUUCUUGAAGUCCAUCCGUCUGCAUUUUGCCAGACUGGACAAACACUGUCUGAGGUUCUGCCCAAGCAAUCAAUCACCACUGCUCAAGCUUCUAUCAACUUGUGUGUGU